UUGAAGAGGGACACAGACACCGUGGAUCUGAACGCUGCCGGUGUUUGUUAUCCACAUUUGCGGGGCGCAGCAGCAAAAGCACAAGGGCAAAGCCUCGCCGCCGUCGCCGCCGCCGCCGCCGCCGCCGCCGCGGCGAUCGCCACGCCAUGUCUCCCUCCCUCUUGCUUACCUCUAGGGGUACCCACUCGCCGGCGCCACGGCCGCAAACCCGUCGAGCAUCACAACUGCUCGUCUCUUUCCCCUCGCGCUGCAGCCGCUUCGUCGGCCUCCGCCUCGCGCGCGCAGCCGCCGAUUCGCAGGGGCCCAACGGCGCUGCCCCUGGAUCUGGAUCUGGUGGGGACGGAGAGGGCAAGGCAGCCAAUGGUGCCGACACCAAAUUGCCAAAGAACCGGAGGGACAUACUCCUGGAAUACGUUAAAAAUGUCCAGCCAGAGUUUAUGGAGCUCUUCAUAAAAAGAGCUCCGCCACAGGUUGUUGAUGCCAUGCGCCAAACGGUGACUAAUAUGAUUGGGACUCUGCCACCUCAAUUUUUCGCUGUAACUGUGACAACGGUUGCUGAAAAUCUAGCUCAGCUUAUGUACAGUGUUCUGAUGACCGGAUACAUGUUCAGGAAUGCGCAGUAUCGUCUGGAAUUGCAACAGAGUUUGGAGCAGAUUGCCCUUCCAGAACCAAAAGAAGAAAAUGAUUCUGCAGAUUAUGCUCCUGGAACCCAGAAAAAGGUUACUGGAGAAGUUAUCCGAUGGAACAAGACUACUGGUCCUGAGAAAAUUGAUGCAGUAAAAUAUAUAGAAUUGCUUGAAGCAGAAAUUGAUGAACUCAGCCAUCAAGUUGCUAGAAAAUCAUCUCAAGGAAGUAAUGAACUCUUGGAAUAUCUAAAAACUCUAGAACCUCAAAAUCUGAAGGAGCUGGCAAGUAGUGCCGGCGAGGAUGUCGUUUUUGCUAUGAAUGCAUUCAUAAAGCGCCUUUUGGCUGUCUCAGAUCCUGCACAGAUGAAGACAACAGUUUCAGAAACAAGUGCUAAUCAGCUAGCCAACUUGAUGUUUUGGUUGAUGAUUGUUGGCUACAGCAUGCGCAAUAUUGAAGUGCGGUUUGACAUGGAAAGAGUAUUGGGUGCUGCCCCAAAGAUAGGGGAAUUACCACCUGGAGAAAACAUAUAGCAGGGAGGAAAGGGGCGUAAGAGUGGGGAAGUGAUGAUUAGUUAAAAUCUAGGGUUACUGGCCGGCCAAGAUAACUGUAUUUGCGUGGUCAUAUUAUUUUGAGUGGAAUGGAUUACAGCAUUUGUGCAAAGACACCAAUCCACAUUUUGGGAACUAAGAUGAGAUGCUAGGCAUAGCCAUUUCUGAUAUAUUUCUCGGGGAGGUAUAGACGACGAGAUACAUAGAAACAAUAGAACGGGACCUGAUGCUGUAGUUUUGCAACCUGACUAUUGUUGGUAAAAUACAAUCAAGGCAACUCAUAUUACCAUAUUGUACUCCCAUGUUGUAUGUCUAGUUCACCAAUCAAGUUGAGUCUGAUGUGAGUUUGUUUAGAAUC
Oryza sativa Japonica Group (Japanese rice) is the source of this 1533-nucleotide messenger RNA. RefSeq lists its product as uncharacterized. NCBI's taxonomy places the organism in Eukaryota, Viridiplantae, Streptophyta, Magnoliopsida, Poales, Poaceae. The record is from RefSeq and is a predicted model, not a curated record.